GUCAUCACCGCGCGUCCGUUCUCAGACAACGCUCAGUCAUGUUUAUGGUUUAAUGCAGGUGGCUGGGCUUUUGUUUUGUCGACGCUCAUCUGUUGAACUGCUCUUAUUUUGGAUUUCUUGAGGUAUCGUUUGUAGUAAACGCUUAUUUAUUUGUUUCCACAUGGAGUCCGGAGAGGCCCACGAGGAGAAUGCAGCUUCUCUGUCAGCUGCGCAGAGGAGAGCCGAGAUCCGGAGGAGGAAGCUGCUCCUGAAUUCAGAGGAUCGCAUGAAAAGAAUAGUGGGCUUCACCAAAAACGAGUCUGAAUUAAACGCUGCAGCAUCUCGGCGCCCCACAGAGCCCCGCUUUCACCUGGAUCUCGACAGGACGGAGCCAUGGUCCUCACCUUCAUCUUCGUCGAGACCGUCCCCUUUCUUGCCAGAAGCUUCAGCAGGUGUUGGCAGCCGUUCCCACAGUGCCACCCCGGAGAGGAGGGGCUCACCCCUGCCAGGCUGCAACGAGUCACACACGGGCUCCCUGGAUGAUGACAUUGGGGGGAUCCGACAGAGGCCGAGGGGAGAGCUGGCGUCGGACGACAUCAGUAACUCCCCCCGGCGAGGCCUUCAGAAGUACCUGUCCCGUUUCGACGAUGCCAUGAAACUGCGAGGUCAGCUGGCCAAUGAGAAGCCGGCCCAGGAUGGCGAGUCUGAGUCUGAGGAGUUUGAUCCCUUCGUAGUCUUUAGGCUCAUUGGCAGCAUCCUCCUCGCUGUUUUUGUCAGAGUUUCUGUCUGCAAGUAUCUGUCAAUAUUUGCUCCAUUCCUGACCCUCGAGCUGGCCUACAUGGGGUUGUCCAAAUACUUUCCAAAGGUGGAGAAGAAGGCUCAGACCACAGUACUGACUGCUGCCCUGUUGCUGUCCGGUAUCCCUGCUGAAGUCAUCAACCGCUCCAUGGACACUUACAGGAGGAUGGGAGACGUCUUUGCCGACCUCUGCGUUUACUUCUUCACCUUCAUAAUCUCACAUGAGAUCCUGCUUCUUAUAGGCUCAGAGACUCCCUGAUGGACUAGAAGGAUCUCAGUAGCCCAGCCUCUUCCUUAAUUUCCUUCUGUCUCCCAUCGCAACAAGUUAUGGUCAUUAAGUGGGCUGAUGUGAGCUUGUUGUUGACAGUCUGAAAAUGAGUCUUCGCUGCUGUGUAAGGGCACUAUGUCAGAUGGACGAGUGCUAAUUAAUCAGGAUUCUGAUAAGGCUACGCUACAUGUGAUUGUAAAAAGAAAACCUGGUUUUUGUUACAGAUUUCAAAUUCAUUCUUGUUGUGAACCAAACCUGAAAAACAGACAUGUUUGUGUUUGCUUGCGUGACAAACAUGCAGUGGCAUUUCUCAUGCAAGGUUUCAUUAAUUUGUCAGAUUUAGCGAUGAAAUAGUCAAUGUAAUAUUCGAGAAAGGACAAAAGUACAUUUCAUCACUCAACACUUACAAGCUGGUCAGCAGCUGACGGGACAAAGGACAGUGAAAUUUCAUAGGGACAUGUGUAUGAUAACCUAGUAGCUACAGUUGCUAACAUUAGCAUUUGACAAAUAGCUGAUAAGCAAAAGAGUUUAUGAUAUUGUUUCACAAUAUGAUUGGAAUGUGUGUUUUACUUCCAUCCUUAAAUACAUGCGACCAAACUGUUAGUUUGCACUUUAUUAAAAUCUAUAUGAAGCUUUGCCAUCAUAUUGUGUAACACUAUCAGUGUGUAACGUUUGCUAAUAAUGGUUGAAUGCUAACAUAAGCUCAUCCAACGGCAGCUUAUAAGUAAUAAAUGUGCUAUUUAAUUUUGAAGUACCAAAUA
Messenger RNA from Labrus bergylta (ballan wrasse), 1806 nucleotides. It is a transcript of the gene camlg, whose product is annotated as calcium modulating ligand. The record is from RefSeq and is a predicted model, not a curated record. Lineage: Eukaryota; Metazoa; Chordata; Actinopteri; Labriformes; Labridae. Gene Ontology annotation, biological process: tail-anchored membrane protein insertion into ER membrane. Gene Ontology annotation, cellular component: GET complex.